Molecule: messenger RNA, 1155 nt
Organism: Microtus oregoni (creeping vole)
Lineage: Eukaryota; Metazoa; Chordata; Mammalia; Rodentia; Cricetidae
Product: spermatogenesis-associated protein 21-like
Exons: 9
Molecular function (GO): calcium ion binding
Source: RefSeq, a predicted model, not a curated record
UCAGGCAGCAGAGGCCAGAAGACCAGGAGACCCCCAUCGACACUGAGAAGGUCUCCACAGAAGCCUCGAGGUCUCCCCACACGAGAUACACGAGAGGAGCAGGCAGGCAGGGUGCAGAAAGGGCUGCUGCAGCUGCAGACAAGCCAGCCGCUCCAGUCAGAGCUAGCAGCAGCCAUGGCCACAAAGGAGGAUCAGACCGUACUGAGGUCAAGGGAAUUUAAGGACCCCGAAGCUAGCAAUUCCUACUGGUCAGGCCCGGAUACCAAGUCUCAGAGUUCCAGCGAUGACAGCAUGAUACCCCUGACACCCCGGGAGCUGGCAGCCUUCCAGGACAUCUUCAAACUGUUCAGCUGCAGCCCAAUGGGCACCGUAGACAUGCACAGCAUGAAGGUGGCUCUGCGCAACGUGGGCAUCCAGCUGGGCCCGCAGCAAAUGUGUGAGGCUCUGCGGCUGGCCGACCUAGAUGGUGAUGGAACUGUAAGCUUCAAGGAUUUCCUGGGAGUUCUCACUGACAACCACCACCUGGCUCAGUACAUGGGUCUAAUGAAGAGCAAUCGGGUCUGUGAGCCUCCGGGCCUGCAGACCCUGUUCCUCGAGGUGCUGUUCAAGCUGCUGAAACAGGGCUUUGUGCCCUCUAAAUCAGGGCAGGAGGUGAUAAGCUACUAUUUAAAGAAGCAGCGGGCUCUGCGGCUGAGCACGUGCAGUAAGAGCCGGGCGCGCGGCCAGGGUCGGCCUGCGCGUGCACACACGGGUCUCACCUUCUUCUGCCAGGCGGCGCGCCUCAGCGGCCUCUCCAGUACCCAGCUGGCGCGCUCCCUGCACACACUGUACAGAACGGGUGGGCGCAGCCCCUACUCUCAGAUUCCCAACCUGACCGGGCGCCAGCGACCAGAACGCAGGAUCUCGAACCGAGCCCCGGGCCCCGACGUUCGCUUCCCCAAUCCCCAUCAGCCAGGCCGCCCCAAGCUCCCUCCCAACCUGGGACCACUCAGCAAAGGUCCCCUCCGUCCUCCCGCCGGGCUAGCGAGCCAGCCGCUGGAGCAAAUGCGCCCCUCGAAGCUGGCUCCCUCUCCGCCAACUCUAGUGCAGAAGCACCCCUCCUCCCCUUCGCCAGCCUGUUUCCAGAGAUGUGCUAUGAAGAGCUUGUACAAGUAA